AUGGCGCCCAUCCCCGAGGUGCGGGUCGCGCUUCCUGGCGACGUUGUCCGGCGGUCUCCAAAGCGACCGGCGGAAGUGUUUGAAAGCCUGGUCCGAUUUCUGGACCUGAAAGGAGAGAUGGGUAACGACCAGACGGGCGACGCUCAGAUGAGCGUCCUGAGCGUCUUGAGCUCUCGUGAGCCGGAGCCGCUCGGCCCGGGCUCGGACGGCCGAUCUACCGACGAGCCGGGCUCGCCGGGCUGGCUCGAGGUGGACCUGAUGCUCGAGUUCGUCGUCUUCCGCUUGGUGGUCAGAGUCUUCGAUGCCCAGCUGACUGGGACCGGAACCGCCGGGACCCUCAUCUCCUUCAGGGACCUCCUUGGACAGGAUGCUCUUAGAUUCAACAAGCUCGUUCACCUGAUCGAGCAGGGGGCCCUGGCCGCGAAGGAGAAGGAAACACCGCGUGAGCACGAAGUCGACUUUGAAGAGGAGCCUUUAGAGCCUGGCUCGGGCUCGGAGCCUGAGACGACUGAGCAGACGCUGGAGGCAGUGCUGACGCUGAUGAGAAGUUGCUUAGAAUCCCAGAAGUCGGCCCCGGAUGCAGCACAGAUCUUGGCUUUCUGGGCGCACGACAGCCCACGAACUCGAUCCAAGAUCGCCCGAGCAGCCGCGCAGCAGAACGUUGUCCAAGCUCUGCGACAGAGCAAGCAGAAAGUCCUUCCGCACACAUAUCCCUUGCUCGCAGCUUUGCAACAGAGCACAUGCAUCACACCCGAAGAGUUCGCGGCUUUAAAACCGGAUGCCAUGCGAUCUGAUGCCACACCACUGGCUGGCCUUACGGGUAUCACUCGCGCGAAGCUCGGAGACCCGUACAGCCCUUGCGAAUCCGAGGAUCUCCCGAAAGCCCCAAGUGACGACGGCACGGGCACGGCAACUGCCUCACCAAGCUCUUCGCAAAGCUGCUCUCUUUCACAAAACCGGCGAUCUUGCAGUGACGUUCUGUCCAGCGACUAA
Messenger RNA from Symbiodinium sp. CCMP2592, 993 nucleotides. Lineage: Eukaryota; Dinophyceae; Suessiales; Symbiodiniaceae. The record is from the annotation of a GenBank genome assembly.